This is a messenger RNA of Porites evermanni, 24321 nucleotides long. The record is from the annotation of a GenBank genome assembly. NCBI's taxonomy places the organism in Eukaryota, Metazoa, Cnidaria, Anthozoa, Scleractinia, Poritidae.
AUGGCGGUAAAAAAUGGUGCUUACAGUCUGGAGGAAAAACGCGAAGCUGUGGCUUAUUUUAACAAGAAUGAAGUUCCAAAACGAAUCGAACAGCUUCUUAAUAAGAUGUUCAAGGAAAAGCCAAGUGAUAUCUUCGGCUAUAUGGUGCGUAAAGGGAUUUUUCUCUGGUGUUUGCCUGUUUCAGCUGUUUACAGCGACUCGUUGUUAAACGACCAGGACAAAACGUUGAGACUGCAGGCUGCAGGCUGCGUACAAAUACAGUCCAGAGUGCGCAUUGCAGAGAAGACUUAAAUCCAGCCUGACACUAGAUACGAUUAUUGAUCACACCGUUGAGAAUCGGGAAUCCUUGCCCAUUUUGAUGAUACUUGCUCUGGUAAACGAUUUUUUGUGGUGUGAAUAUUGGUAAAUAUGAUUUUUUUUUUAGGCUGAGUACUUUGGAAGUCACUCACAAGCACCAACAAUAUCCAAGGUAUUUGUUUAAUGACGUUUAUAUAAAUUUAUAAGUAGGGGAGUGAGAGCACAAUAAGCCGCCAGCGCUUUAUAUUUAAGCUUACUAAAACACAUAAUUCAAUUUAAUUUCUUUUGUUUGCCUUUGAUAUUUUACUACAUUUUUCAAAUGUUAUUAACAUUGAUUUUCACCAGGGAACUGUUUGCUACACACUUAUUGUUUCUUUCUUAAUUUAUUGAUGAGAAAAAGACAACAAAUCUUGCUUGCCUGUCGAGCAAACUGCGGUAAAAAGCCCGAAGGGUCGCUUCACUAGCCGCAGGCUAUCAGACAGCACUUUUGUCGAGCCCUGGUAACAGUGCACUGUUACCCUCUGAUGUCUUAGGUUUUGCAAUGUUGCCUGCUCAGAGAUUUUGGCAGGAAACAGUUUCAUUGUUAGAUGUCAUGUGAUGUUGAAGUGAUCAAUGAGAGUUCACCCUGCUGGGAAAACAUUCCCAGCUUUUUUUCCACAAGUGCAAAAGUUGCAUCUAUAACUACGAUGUUCUUCUUUCAUAGUUUUCGUAUAUGAUAAUCAUAUAUUCUUAACUUCAUCAUCAUCCUUUCUCAGGUUUAAUACAAACCAAUUCAAUGACCUGCUCCCAGUUGGCUUGUUACCUCAAUCGAUAAAGCACUGCACCGGUAUUGCAGAGGUCAAGGGUUUGAAUCCCGUAGAAGCCUGAAUUUUUUCGGCCUUUCUUUUCACAACUGCAAAAGUUGCGUCUAUAACUGCCAUGAUCUUCUUUCAUAUAAUUCGAAAUAAAUACUGGGAAAUAAAUUAUUUAUACCCAUGUAGGUAAAAAAUAUUUGUAUUCCAUCCUAAACAUCCUAAGUGAGAGCAAAAUUUACAAUAUUUAUUUCUACUCCAAGGGUUGCUUCACAGGUGUACAUGUAAGUCUAACCAUCAGCUGGUUAGUUGGGACCUACAGCUACCACUCCACUUUCUAGUACUUAACCCAAUAGUUAUUAUCACCAAACCAACACUAGCCAGCAUGUUCUCAGUAAAUAUGUAUGCAUUCAUAAUACAGACAUAUAUGAAACUUUAACUGUUAAAGGGUUCCGUUGUUAUAGGGUUACUUCACAGGUUUACAUCUAACCACUGACUUCAAGGCUGUGCUCUAAGGAAAAUUGAAGGGAGCCCAGUGCUCUGAAACUGUAAAAUCUAGGGCGCCCAGCAUAUAAUUUGUAUGAAAAAUCUGAGAUUUUCUAGUCGCCCAAGGGCAAAACUUAGGCGCCAGGGGCCACCGGGCUCUGCUAGAGCACAGCCCUGGACUUGCUACCUCGGUCGUAGCACUCUUCAGUCUAGUAUUCAACCAUUUACACAGUUGUCAAUCGAGAUUGAUAGCCCCAGGUUCAAUUCUCGGCCAGUACACCAACACUCAUUCACCUGAUGCAACAAAUUUUUAUCGUUUCCAUUCAGAGACUUUUGACAGAAAGCAGUUUCACUCAUUGUUAAAAUUUUCCUAUUCACCAAGGUAGGGUUGUACAAAGCACUUCUAGUUCUAACAAUCAAUGAGUAACUGGAAAUAUAGCAUAUUAGUAAAAUUCAACUAGUGGUCUAUUAUCAAUUCUGCAUUCUGAUUGGUUGAGCUACUACUAGACUAUAUGUUAUAGCCAACUAGUAGCGAAAAGCGCCGGCUUUGGAGACCAAAACAAUGGCAGCUGAAUCGCGUUUUGCUAGCUAAAGCUGUUUUGUUUCGAUAUUUUUGACCAACUAGUUGAUUUUAGUAAAACAUUAUUCCUUUCAUCCUCAUGGCUGCUGAGUCAAUAGCCCAUUCAGGCUCGAGGAAUAAUUCUUAAUGAUUUGUCAUGGCAACUAACCCUGAUCAUCCCUUGAACUACUCAGUCCAGAGUUCCCCAACUUUUUCCUGGUAAAUUUUAUUUUACUUUUGAUUUAGAAUUGACGUCACCACUUGUUUGACAAACCUUGUUUACCUAGUUUAGUGCCUUCUUCUUGUAUCGCUUAGGUUUCUGCAGAAAACGUUCUUAGCUGUCGAGGGUUCCCAAGUUUUCAACUUAGCCUUAACUGCACAAUAAAUGGACUUUCCAAGGUAAGUAUGAUCUAUCAUACAAUGUAUACCCCUUUUCAUUGUUCACACCCUUUAGUUUUCGUCAACAUUAUGUUUUGAAAAAUGCUUGUGUGUUACAGGUCAAAAUUCAGGCUAAUAUUUGUUUACCUACCGUCCAUAUAAGGAACAAAAUUAAUAUAAAGUGUUGCUAAAAGACACUUACUUCCAUAAAAUGGCAACCUUUUUGCAUAGUAGACUUCUCUAUCUCCUCCCCGUUUGUACCCUGACCCCUCCCCCCAAAAUCAAUGUUGUAUUUUAAACCCUUAAGUCUUUCUUCAACUACAUUAACAAACAACAUUGAUUUGGGUGUGGUGGGAUUUACGGCCUUUGAACAGAGAUGUAUGAUAAAUGAAUGAAAUUGUUGAUGAAAGCAUGCAUUUCAGACAAGUGUGUCAACUACUUUAGUCCCUGAUUGUAGGUUUGAAUUCAAUUUCUUUUGUCUCCUAGCCCUAAUUAAUUAUUCAUGAAUAAGGGCUAAGAAGCAAGUUAAGGAAAUAGAGAAUCAACCUAGGUUAAAAAAUUUGAACUUGAAUUUAGUUGUGACCUGUUACAACGGAUUUUUAGACAAAAAGUUAUAUACUACAAUUUAUGUGUUGGAGUUCAAUUUUAUCCUUGGUGUAGAUUUUAUUUUCCUUUGUUUUUGGGUAUGGUAAUGUAUAAUGAUAAGUUUGAAACAUAGGAAAAUAAAAUUUGAACCAAGGAUAAAUUGAACCACAACAUAUGCAUGUGUUAACUAACCAGAAAUUACAACUUUACAACCAAGAGAUUGUAAGUGAGUAUCCACCUAAACUCUCAAGCUAGUGGUUAGAACGACCAAGGCUUACACGACGUUACCAAUAAAAAAUCAUAAAACUGUCAACCCAAAAAGUGGUUGUGGUCACUUAAUUUAAGGGGAGGUGGUUGUUUAAAAGGGGCUCUGCCCACAGAGCUUUGACAGACUGGGAAAAAUUUUGGUAUUUUGAAUACUGGGUGUGGUCACCUAAAUGCCUGUAUUCGCCAUUUGCACUUCUCCCAAAAUACACUUUGUUUGCUCCCAUAAUUUUGCAUAAACUUUCUUUUUAAUUUCUCUUGGGUAUUGCAGUCUUCCCAAAAGACAUGGAAGGCAAUGUUUUUGCAAAAUUUUGGGGGUCAAGCAAGGUGUAUUAUGGGGGAUGUGCAAAUGGCAAAUGUGGUUGUUACAAAAUUGAUAAUAAAAUUAUUCUUCAUUUCUUGAUUUUUUAUGUCAUUUUCAUAUUAUAUUUUAGCAUGUUGCAAGUGUGGCCUCCUCCGUAGAUGCUAGUCCUCUUCUAAAUGCUUUACCUGCCAAGGUCAAAACUCCAGAUGCUAAGACCAAGACACCUGAUCUAGCUAAACAACAAAAGGGAGCAGAUGCUACCACUACAAGUAAUGACGGAGAGUUGAGUAAUGAUAAUAAAGGGCUGGAUGUGGAGGAAAUGAUAGAGAGAAUUGAUGUCAUUAUUGGUCCAAUUAUCACCGGGCUGGAUCCCACUGACCAGACAACAGUGGAUGAAAUCUUACAGUAAGUAAGCUGGUUUGUGUCAUCACCUUCAAUAAAGCGUUGAAAUUAGUAUUUAUACUGUACACUCACAUAUCUUAAGGCUUCUGUCGGCAAGGUUUUGAUAUUAAAGUUGUGCACAACCAAAUCUUCUUCUUAAAAGUCUUUUUUAUUUAAAGAUCUUCUCAUUCCCUUCUGAUUCAAAGCACUGUUUCAUUGAUACUUUUCCAGCCUCCAACUCUGGAAUUUCCACUGAUCUUCGAUAAGUAAGGUCUUUUUCAGUCUAGAAUGAUCCUUGAGGGGAUCGAGGUACUCUGUAUAAUGGCCUAUACAGGGUACAGGGAGGGUCCCCUCAGGUAAAUUUGUUGUUUUGGUCAGUAAAAAGGCUCCAAAGGGCUAAUUCAUUCAUACUUUACAGUUUCCUGCAGGAAGAAUGAUCUGCUCAGUUUAUCUAGACAUAGUUAAUCAGUGACAUCAAGGGCUUCAACUCAGUCAAUACAUAUACAUAGUUAAUGGCUAAUCGCAGUUGUUACCCAUUAACAACGACAUAGACAGGGCCAUAUAAAGGUUCCAUAUGAAUGGUGUGCCUGGAUAAUUAAAGGAAUAUGACUGUAUCAGUAUGUAGUCAAUGAUGUUGUUGGCCUUUUCCAGUCUAAAGACAGAUUAUCCAUCUUCAAAAUCUGCCUAAACAGACGAAUAAAAUCAGACAGAUUAUUCAUGAAAAGUGAACACUGUUUUGCUUGAUGGAGAGAUUCAGUCUCUAGUGUGAAAACGGACAUUGGAAGGUUUUUAGGCUUGGAAAAUGGUGCUGAUUGAGUUAAGUGCAAAAAAUUUAUCUGCCACUAUCAUUGCCAUUAGAAAAUUAGAAGAACAAGAAAAGGCUGCUUCUAAAGUUGACAGCAGUGAAAACAUUGAGAAUGAAACGGAGGAAGAUGCAGAUGCAGAUAAAGGAGAAGGGAGUCAAAUUGAUAGCAGAGCUGAUACAUCCAAGAAGCCCAGUAUGCCUAGAGGAGAGAGUAAACAGUCUCACACUUCACAGGUAACCCAACUAACAAUAAUUACUGCCUUAGUCCAGUUGGUUAUCUCUUGUAGUUCCAAUCUUUCUUUGCCUAAAAUGACCAUCUUUUUCUCCCCUUCACUGUCUGGUCUUGUUUUUUGUGUGCAAUAAAAAAAUACAUGUAUUAGCUUCGUGAAAAUGAAAAUAAGACUUCAUUGACUUGUUUGUUUUCAGUUCAAAAUAGGUACUUUGUGAAUAAUAUUAUUGGCGGAAUAACUGUUGACUCAGUUUACUAGUAUGUUAGUGUUACAACAGUAUAACUGCAUGAAUUCUUUAACCUCACCAAUACUUGAUUGCGAUAGUCAAAUGACCUCAACAGUCGCUCGUUCUCACCGAAUUAAGAAUUUCAAAGAAUUUUUUAACUUCACCAAUACAUGAUUGCAAUAGUCAAAAUGACUUCAACAGUCACUCGUUGUCACAGAAUUAAGAAUUUCAAAGAAUUUUUUAACUUCACCAAUACUUGAUAGCAAUGAUCAAAAUGACUUCAACAGUCACUCGUUUUGACAGGAGACAAGCAAGAAAACAGACAGUAAAAAACAAAGCACCAAAGAAUCAGUGACACAAGUUAUAUCUGACUUGGAUGAAGAGGUACUCUGUACAGAUUGUGCUAUGAUUGGCGUUUCCAUGGCAACAGCUAUUACAGGUGCAAAAAUUAAGGGAGCUCCUUUGUAUGAACAUCUGGCUUUUCUCUCCGGGAAAAAGGUAUUUUUUUGUUUGCAGUAGUUAUCUUUUUUUGUGAUCAGUUAUACCAAAAAAAUUAACAAUUUUUCUUUUUUGAGCACGCCUUUAGCCUGUGAAGGCACACUCAUUUCUGGCAACUCCUCCUCUCCGCCACGAAGGAGCAGCAGCUGGAAAUAUAUCUGCAUUCGUGAGCUCGCAUAGGUUUAUGACUAUGGAACUCGAAAGAAAAUGAACUUGGUUUCGACCGUAAGAAAAAAAAAAAGAUCGCAACUUUUGAUCCUGGAGCCAAUUUAAUUCAAGCUCAAACAGGGUAAUUUACCACUAAAACUAGCAUAGCUACAUUUAAUAAAGUUUAAUUAAAUUGAGCCCUCAUUUUUUCAAGGAUGUAAACAACGGAUUACAAAUCUAAAUGUUUUAUUUUUUUGUUUAACAUGACAGCCUGAUAGCAAAUUUUCUCUGCCGAUUCCAAUGAUGACUGUACUGUCAAGUGGAAAGUUUGCGGCAGGAAAGCAGAAUUUUAUCAAAGAAAUUAUUAUUUUGCCACAACCUGGAACGCCCAUGACAGAGGUACCAAAAGUUAUUGUUGUUGUUAUUGCUCUUUUGACGUACGUUGUAGUUAGUGAAGUUGGCAAGUGCAACAAUAAACUACGAGUAGUCCCCCUUUUUUCCUCAGGGAUAGUAGAGCGAGCGAAACGCGAGCGCGCGUGAAAUCACUCCACGCGAGAAAAGGCCUUUCUCGCGUGGGGUGAUUUUCACGCGCGCGCUCGCGUUUUGCUCGCUCUACUAUCCCUGAGGAAAAAUGGGGGACUACUCGUAUUCUAGUGCAACAAUGACGAGGGAGCGUUAGCAACGGUGAUUAUGGCAAAGGCAACGGCAGCGAAAAAGCGACUAUAAAAAUGAAUUCUUUUCAACGCGCUUAAAAUGUCAAAUGUAGGUGAAUUUCCCUGGGAUUGAAUUCUUGGGAACCGCACCAAAUUUAAGAAAGACAGAGAAAAAAUCGCCUUCGCGUGUUUACGUGAAAUAGGAAAUUUCACGUGGUAGUCGUGCAUUAAACUGUCCUGCCUGUAAUGUUUCAAAAAGUGUGCUGCAUGGGCAGUGGUUGCUUUACUUAUUAAUAUACCGUACAAUUCCGAAAAUAAGCCCCUCCAAAUAUAAGCCCCCCAAACCGGUAACGCAAAAAACCCUCCGUUAAAUCGCCCCUCCAAAUAUAAGCCCCCCGGGGGCUUGUACCUGGAAAAUUGCCCUCAAAUAUAAAGUAAAACAAAGAAAAAACAGUAAAUUUACUUCCAACUAUAACGCUAGCCCUAUCGAUUUUGAAAUUUUUCUACGUAGAUAAGCCCCUCCGAAUAUAAACCCCUCCAAAAAAUAAGCCCCUCAAAAAGGGCCUUUGAAAAAUAUAAGCACCGGGGCAUAUUUUCGGAAUUUUACGAUAUGUUUGUAUAUGGUUUGCAACAGAACACCGGACUUUUAUUCACAUAUAAGCAGCACGUCGGACUCGCGAUCCGGCGAACCCCGGUUCGACUCCCGCUCUGACCACUAACUGGAUUUGUUUCUCGGUCUUAACGAGUUUUGUCCUCUGCCACGCUUCUAAAUAGCCAACUGCUUGCCUACUGCCAGUUAGGGUUUUUAAUCCUGGUAUGUUUUAUUUAUAUUGUUUGUUUCAAAUUAUCUGAGUGGAGUUCCUGUUAACUAGCUAGAGUAGCUAAGUCCACAGUUUCCCUUGCCAUAAACAGAGCAUCGACUUUCAAUAUUAACACGUAGGCUGGAUUUAUUGUAGUUUGCGUUCUUGAUCCGACGGAUUGUCCCCUAGGAGUCCAGUUUUUCCUUUAUAUGUUUUGUAAACCUGGGAACACAUCCAAGUCUUAAUUCUAGUAGGAAUUCGUGGACCGCGGGUUUACUGAAGGUUACUGAAGCGUCAAGAUUAUUCUUCUCUCUUGCUGAAAUCGUCAUUCAAUGCUCAAACUCCAUGUUUGCUUUGCUUAGCUUUGUUCACAAGAUGAUAUCAAAUUCAUAUGAACUCUAUCUCUUAGGGUUGAUUUCCAGUGUCGCGUAAUUUUUACGUGCGUACUUGCGUAAAAUUUACGUUCGCUAAUAAAAUAGAGGCAACGCAUGAAAGGUCGCUCGAAAGUGUAAGAGUUGAACCUCGCUCAACCUCUUGUUUGAGGUCAGCACUUUUUAUCUUGCCUCUAUUUUAUUUACGUGAUUAGAAUUUACGUUCGUUUACGUGCGUAACCAAAAACGCGUUAGUGCAAAUCAAACGUAACAGAGAAACGUACUUGCAAAAGGACAGAUGACGUCAAUACUCAGAUGACGUGGCAGUAAUGUCAAAAUCCAUCGUAUUUGUCUAAAGUGCGUUUUCGCUCACGUGAACAGCAGCUAUGCAUAUUUAUUACGACAAAAGAAAGCGUUUAAACAAGAGAGUUCAACUCUGGUCGCCUUUUUAAAUGUUUUGAGACACCAACAUGGCGCACGUGACGUCAUGUGAAAACGCUUCAUAAGUAUCCCCGUCUUUCUUGAGCGAUUAUCUCAUUGGUUACCUAGAUGUAGCUCCUUUUCUGUACGUGUGAUCCCCUACUUGAAACCUUGCCAUAUCUUCCUCAGCAUUUCCACCACAGCUUGUCUAAUAUGCCUCAUUUUCCAGCAGUAAAUCAGCGGAUUAAGCGUUGAACUUAGAAAAGCAAGAGUCAUAGAGUAGAGUCUUAAACCCGUGGUCGUUGUGGUUGUUCCCAAGAUAGCAAAGACGACAUAGGUACAUAUUCUUGGAAAAUAACAAACCAAGAAAGCGAGAUAUAUGAAGCAAGUAGCAAUUGCGAAAUUUCUUACUCUUGCACCAUCGAUGCUCGCAUUCUGAGCUGUGUGUUGAAGAUGGGCCGCGCGAAUUUGCUUUGUAUGAUACCGCACGGCUUUAUAUAUUUUGUAGUGAAACCAAGUUGUGAUCAAGAGCCCAGAAAUAGCAAUAACAACAAAAAACGAGUAAUAAACGUGUUGUUGGAUCAUUAGUCUAAGUAACGAUGAAAAAACGCUGAAGACCCACAUCAAAGAAACCACAAUGAAAGCGCGCUUGCGUGUCACGAGUUCCUGGUAUCUGAGGUGAAGAUGAAUCGCCAAGAAUCUGUCUGCGCUUAGAGCCAUCACUCCAAAGACUGAAGUACUACCAACAAUAUUGACGGCCGUAACAAACGCGGUAUACAUGCUGUUGAAAGUAGAACUAUUCUCAGAGUUUCCUUGCACCCUAAUGAUGAUGAGUGCAAUAAACAUUGGGUGGAUUAAUAUACCAACGCAAAGAUCAGAUACAGCGAGACUCAGAAGCAAUGUUUUGGACGGUUGUUUUGGGAACGUCGUUUUUAUCAGCGCUUGAAUUGUGAUGCUAUUCAGCGCAAUGGCGGUACAUGAUAAAAAAGCGUUUAAGACUAUAUUUGCAAUAAAUGAUGAAUGGAGUAUUUUAUCUCCUUCCAUUAUCCAGAAAACUAGCGAGAAAGGACGUUUUGAUAAUGAAAUGAUGUACUGAAGAAUCUCUGAAGAUGUCAAGCUUUUAGGAAGAGCUUGGACAUGCCGAUCUUUGCUGAAACAACGGUCGAGAAAGGGUUAAAAGUUUGAGAAAUGUCAUUAAAAUAUCGACCGUCUGUUCAUUGUUUCUUUAACGAUGCUGGUUACCUUGUUAAAGAUGUACAACGCUGAGAGAAAAACAGUCCGCCUUGGAUGCAACAAAAUAAAAAUUUGCAACGUAUAUCCUGCCUUAAAUAAGAUUUGUUUUUUUUCUUCUUGCGUCACUCAAGAUGCUUUGAUGUUUCUUCUCGUUUUUACUUUUGGCUCGUUUGAUUAGCUUUUUCGUGAAUGAUGACGAGAAAGCUGUUACGAAGAGUCAAAUAGUUGCUUUUCUGUGUACAUCUACAUAUUAAAAGCUGUCAGGUCCGAUUGACAUCAAGCCAAUUAUGUUACAUACUUGGUGUGUUUACUUGUUUUAACUGUCUUGUUGCGGCUAAAAGGGCCCGCCUCUCCAUGUCCAGCUGCCCCUACCUGAACAUUUCCUUAAACAAAGCUUAUCAUUAAACUGGUGUAGUUAUAUUGAAUUUCGACUCUGCUCGCCAUAGAUCCUCCAGUAGCUCAGUGGUCAGAGCAUCCGAACUAGAACUCGGAUUGUCGUGAGCUCGAUUCUCACCUGAAGCUCGGAAUUUUUUCUGAGCUUUCUGGUCUUAGAAUUCUUCUUCUUCCAAAUUACAGUUGUUUGCUUUUAAUUUGAAAAGUCUGUGAAAACGAAAUUAAAACCUUGGUGUGAAGACGAUGUUUUCAUUGAGUUCUUCACUGAAAAGGAGGCAGAUCACUAUGUUUUCUUUCUGAAAUCUUAAAAUUGCUAUUUAAUGUAGAUUCCCGUUAGCGCCACCGAAAACUAAAAUUUUUUAGUCAAUUUUUUCGCUUUAGGGCCUGAAAAUGAUAGGAUGAAAAGGAGUGGGUAAUUGCACUUGAGCAAAAUGACAUUAAGACGGAAUCCAUCAGGAAAUUGAGUAAUUUCAAUUUUCAAUGGACAAAAAACCUUGUACCAAUAUAACUUAAACAAUUUUGCAUUCUUUUUUUUACAUUUUUCAAGGGCUAUAUAGUUAUCUGUAAUAACACCAAAGACUAUUUCUCACGGGAACACCAAAGACAAAUCCUUAUGAGAUUCUGAGAAAAUAAAUGUCAAAUUUCACAAGAUUUGUGAAAACACGGGUAAAAUUCUGAAAAUUUCAUUUGUAAGGUUCAUUUUGUGAAAUUUGACAUUUAUUUGCUCAGAAUCUCAUAAGGAUUUGUCUUUGGUGUUAUUACAGAUAACUAAUUACAUCCAUAGCCCUUGAAAAAUGUAAAAAAGAAUGCGAUAUUGUUUAAAUAAUUCUGGUACAAGGUUUUUGUCCACUGAAAAUUAAAACUUCUCAAUUUGCUGAUGGAUUCCGUCUUAAAUUCGUAGUGUUUUUUAAGCUCUGUGUACCAUUAAUAAGGGGCACCCAACAACGGUUUCCUCAUAAAUGCAUUGAAAACACUUUUUAUCCUGAACACAUUAAGAUCUCUCAGACAUGUGUUCUAAGUGGCGCUUAAAAAUUUUCAUCGGUCACUCUGGGGCAACCUGAGUCUUUUCUAAAUUACAAGGGCGUUAGUAUUUUUUUCCCGAAAAUUUUAGCUGCAAUUUAAAGUUUUACGAAAGGGAGAAUUUUUCUGAUUCCUCUCUGUAUCGCAUUUUCGAUUCCUAAAAUUUUAUGUUUCCUUUCUCUACGAAAAAUAGCCUAACCUGGGGAGUGAAAUGUGAAAAAUUAAACUUCACAAAAUCUUAGGAAAUUUGUUAGACAACCUUCGAAAAUUGUACAUGAGUGGAUCGGUCAUCAAGAAAUUUUUAGCCUUCCUCAAGCCGGCUAUAGAAAAUUCUAGGCAAUUUUUGCUUUCCGAACAGAUAUUUUUCAGAAAACAGUCCUUGGGCGUCCCUGAUUAAUGUCGCAGAUUGUAAGUUAUCAACUAUCAUUGCAACACAAAUGAGAUUUCUUGCCUUCUUGUCCAUUUGGGGUAGUCACGAGAAGUUACGCGAGAGUCUCACGAGAAAGGUGACGCGAGUGCGAGGGACGCGUUCUCCCGCGCACUUUCAUUACGGUUCACUUACAUGGCACGUUCGUGGCGCGAGAAAUCGUGAUAAACUAGAGCUUUUGAAUAAACGCAUUUUGAGAUUUAUCUUUAAUUAUGCAAAUUCUAGUUAUGACGAGUUGCUAAAGAAGGCUAAGACAGCAUCUUUGUACAGUGGAAGAAAUCACAAAAUGCUUAUUGUAGUGUUUAAAAGCUUAUUUGUCUCUGCGUAUCCUAAAUUGUUCUCUCUUCGCAGCUCCAAAUAUUUUGUGAGAGGGAACAAUGUACUAACCUUACUUGAAUAGGACAACCACUUAUCGACUCGAGCCCAUCAAGUACGAAGCUGCAAAGCUCUGGAACUCACUUAAAGACGACAUGAGACAAAUAAUAUCAAUCGAUGACUUUAAAAAUUCCUCAAGCAAUUUGAAUUUUCAUUAGAAUUAUUUUUACUGUAUUCUAUGGUGCUUCUGAUGGUUAAAUCUGUAUUUGUGGGCUUGUUCCGGCAAAAUUAAUGUGUUAUCCAGCUUUCCGUUCGUCUUGAAGGUAUACAUACAAAAAUUACUCUGUUGUAUUCUUUGUAGUAGAACAUACAGUCAAUCAGAAUUUAGGAAAGUCUUACAUGUUCGUGGAUAUAUGAAGCUAAAGUGGAACCUCGAUGUAACGAACCUCUAUUUAACGAAGUCCUCUGUAUAAAGAACGAUUUCCUUUACCCCAGUUAUAGUACUAAAUAUACGAAAAAGAACCUCGAUAUAACAAAAGCUCGUUAAAGCGAACAAAUUUUGCCAGUUCCUUGGUUGUUCGUUGUAUCGAGGUACCUUGUAUAAUUAGAGAAAGUACGACGUCGCCGGGCAACGGGGACGUCAGAAAACAAUAGCUUUACUGAGCAUAACUACAAAUCUGCAUGUGCAUCGUGCUAAUGAGUUUACUGCGGUUUGGAUAAUAAAGGAAAGUGGAAAUACUGAUUAUGCCUUACUUAUUGUUAUUUUGCUGUAGGCAGUACGUCAGCUUACAAACAUUCAUCAGCAGAUGGCCGAAAUUCUUGUGCAGAAAUAUGGAGUAAGUUCUUUCUUUUGGUUGUUACUGUGUUGAAGCGUAAAGCGGCCUUCGUUUGAGGUCUAUUUCUUAGGUUAAGAAUUGUGUAAAGUUAAAGAUACUCAUCUUACGCCGGAAAAUCGUAACCGUACUAAAACUGUCAAACCUGAGGCGGACAGUGCACUCACUUUACUACCCCCACCCCCCCCCCCCCCCCCCCCCCCCCCCCCCCCCUCCCCCUCCUCCUCUUCCUUUUUCUGUCUCUUCUUUUGUCUCUUCUUUUCAUUUUUUCUUUUUUCGUGUGUAUUUUUUUUUUUUGUGCCUUGUUUUUUUUCUUUUUUUAAUAUUCUAUUUGCAUAAACCAUUGUUUUUAAAUGCUCCUGGGAGUAUUGCAUUUUCCCAAGAGCAUUUUAAGACAAUAAGUUAUGCAAAAUUUGGGGGGCAGACAGAGUGUAUUAUGGGGAAUUCGAAAAUAGUCAAUUUAUUCAGUUCUUAACCUAAGAAGGCCACGGGUACCCUUCGUAACUAUGAAUUGUGUGAUUUCAGCAAUCUGCUCGAUGUAUAACAGAUGAUGGUAGUUAUUCUCCUUCGAUGGACAAACCAGAGCAGGCACUAGACUUUGUACAAGAAGCUGUGUCCAGCUGUGGUUACAGCCUUGGUACUGACAUUCACAUCGCCCUUAACUGCGCAGCGUCAGAAUUCUAUGACCAGGUAAGCUUCCUAACCUUUUCGUCCUUAGUGACCCCAUCUUUUAUAAGUCUUGAUACCCUUUAGGUCGAUUAACGAACGUAUCAGUUGCGCCAAGUUGACCUCGUUUUUAUCAGUAAUAGGGGUCAAGAGUACGGGCUUAAAGGUGAUGUUACACGACACGAUUCGCAACGAAGACUUUUACCUCAACACAGCGUCCCAACAUUGUUGCGACAUUGUUUCGAAUGGUGACCACAUUGUUCCAACAUUGUAGCGUUCUGUUGUACUAAAAAUCGUCGUUUCGAAUCUUUUCGUGUAACAUCACCUUAAUGUUCGCCAGUAAUCCUAAAGCGACAGAAACAAGGGUCUAUGUGGUCACGAAGCGACCGAGCGAGCGACGUAGUCACGCGAGGUCGUUUAGUCCCGUUUAACGAAUUUUUUAAUUUAGUUUCCCGCCAAAUCAAGGUCAGGAGGCGAUGCUUUAUCGAUCAUGUGACAUUUUUAUUUGCGUCGUUGACUGUGAUUGGCUGCAGCUAUAAUUUAUUCAGGGAUCCGUUUUUGGUUGAUAACGGCUGCAAGCGAGAAAAAGAAUCCUUCUUUGUGUCAAAACACAGCCGUGCGACACACAAAGGACUUAAUGAAAGUCUAUUUGGACCAAAGCUGUAAUUAAAAAAUGAAAUGUUUCGACAUGAGUGGCUGUUUGUUUUAGCCUUUACAAACUGCCUGGACUUGAGUGUUCAGGCAUUACUGACCUCAAAAGACCAAAAAAAAAGAAACGACCGUUUGGUUCUGAUAACUUUUCCGACCGAUACUUCAGCGUAAAAGACCAAAUUUAAUGAGGGGAGGUGUAGGUCAUAACCCACCAACCAGACCCUAGCUCAUGAAGAAAUUCAUCAAGCUAGUAAAGUUAGAACCCAAUUCAGUUUCCGUUCAUUAUUUGUAACUCGUGCAACAAAGACCGCGCAAUACAUUGACUUUCUGGUCUCUAGCCUAAUUGUCAGGGUUUGUUUGUCUUGAAUUGCUAUCGGGAUUUCAAGAUUUCGGUCCUUCUGCUGGAAAAAGUAAGUAAAUGUACGUUCGUAGGAAGUUUCGACGGCCGAAUUUAGCAUCCUGUUAAAUAUGAACUCUCUUGGUUUUACAGGAGAAGCAGAAAUAUGAGAUAAUGGCUAAUACUUUCAAAAGUCUCGAUGACGUGAUUAACUUGUUCUGUGAGCUCCAUGACAGAUAUCCUGGUAUUAUAGCCAUUGUGGACGGAGUGCGCAGUCCGGUAAGUAGCCCGCAAACCACCUCAGUCUCUAGUUUGGAACCUGUGCGCCUUCUUGUCUCCCCCUAUCGCGAGCGGAAUCCGAGGUAGAGAGUGUACUCCGCCACCUUUUUGUGUGUGUGUGGAUGUACGUGCGUGGAGAUCAGCAAUUCGCUAUGUCAGCCCGAUGUAAGAGCAACUUUGAUUGAUUUUUCCAGUACGUUUCAUUGGAUGGUUUAACGUAUUAGCGCUUUGGAGUUUUUAAACAAGGGUAGAAAAAUGUAACCAUACGUGAAAUGGACUUUUGAGAACUGCAUAUAUGUUGCAGUACAAUAAUAUAUAUGACAUAAAUACUAUAACCUACAUUUAAAGCUUGCUAUUGAACCGGAUUCAUCCGAUAGGGUACACCUUUUGAAGAUAAAUGAAAAUCCUUAUUUCUACCCUCUGUUAUGUUUCUGUUAUGUUAUGUUUCUGUUCCCCUUGGCCUCUCUGUUAAAUAUUUUUGCAAUUCUCAAUAUACGUAGUCUGCUACACAGCCGUUUUUAGUGUCGUCACGCAACGCUCCUCCCCAAGGAGCGUUGCGUGACGACACUAAAAACGGCUGUGGAGCAGACUACAAUAUACGUUCAUGAAAUUUUCACUGAUAGGACAAAGAAGGCUGGAAAAAACUCAAUCAGCGAAUUGGAGAAAAGUGUUUUAUAGUUGGCAACGACUUGUUCAGGAAACACGCCAGCGUGUUAGAGUAUGCAAUGACAGAGAAGCUUAGCAGUGUUGCUGUUCUUAGUUUGGACCAAGCCAAUACCAUCACAGGCCUUGCAAAAAUGGCGAAGACCGUCGCAGGUUUGUUCGUAUCUGAAAUUUCGUGCAAGAUUAUUUAUUUGAUGUGUUAAAAUCGUGAGACAAAUGUGGUUAGUAUUCAUCAUGUUACAAGCUACCCCGUGAACGAAGGUUUCUUGUUAACACUCCGGGCGAGGUACUCUCUUUUAUGGCCUAUACGGGGAAACGUAAAGGGCUAACAGACACAUCUCGUGGCUGUGAAAAAGACAAGAAAACGUCCUGGUUUAGCAAUUUAUUCAUAUUAAAAAGAAGGUGCAUUAAAGGCAGUUUAAAGGAAUGCAGUGUUCUGAACUAGUUAUGUGAAAGGGGUACCAUUAGUCAAUAGCGGGUAUACGAAAGGGCUGGCUUUUUUGUCAAGAAAGGUAUGAAAAGGGUAAGGGUUUGCAACUCGUCACGGAGCCUCGCCCAACUUUCACCGUGUUCAUUGCCCUGCUUUAAUUCACCAAUUUUCAUCAUCCGAAAUCAUGUUUAUUGCAAACGGAAGCAGCAAAACUCACUUCGUGUUUGAUUUACUUUACAUAAUUUUCCUGCAGUUUUGUAGACUUUAACUCAUUUUGAAGUGAACUGCCGUUUCUCCUUUACAACCAACAAUGUCGCUUAUAUGUGGUAGUCAGCUGCCUUUUUUUUCUAGUAGCUUUGAUGAAGUAACAAUUUUUUUUGUUGUUCCAUAGAUCAGGGAGGGCUACUUGCGCUGAAAGAGGGUCCAUGUUCGGAUCCUUCUUCCAUUCUUGUGGAUCUGGUAAGUUUUUAUUUUUAUUUUUUAUCCCAGGUAGAAUACAAAGAACAAUUUGGGGUUAACUUGCGAACAAAUAGCCCUUUGCCUUAAGCGUCAUGAUUAAUCUAUUAUGUGUGCAAUACUCAAAUAGUUUAAGAGCGCUUUAAGUAUUUCAUUACACGUUGUCAAUGACAAAUAAUUUAUUCUGUUGUGAUUUUAGCCUGCCCAGCAGGCGGAGAGUAGCCAAAAUUAAUGCUGAUUGUUACCAUUCAAACGAUAGAUGCCGAGCCGUUAUUCCCUAGUAGUGACUUUUACCUUUCUUUGUGGCUCAAAAAGCCUAUGGAGAAUUUAAUUUAGGUAUUGGGCCACUCGUCCGUCAGUGUUUUGCCUUGUCCUCACUUGAAGGAAAGUACGGAAUUUCCCGCGUAAGAGGUGGCUUUUAAAUGAAAAGGUUUGUUGAAGUUCCCCUGCAAAUCACAGUCCAACCUAAUAGUUGCUCGCACCUGGGACAGUUUGGUGAGAACACGCUUCCUCAAGUUUUUCCCGGCAAGUCGUGAAACUGUUCUUACCCUCCCCAGGCUUUUACUGUAUUAUUAAAAAGUAGGAAGCAGGUAGAUACUGGGAACAAGUCUGAUCCAACCUCAUCUCCAAGGUCGCUCCUCUUCCCUCUCUUGAGAGAUCUUUGUAAUAAGGUGAUCACAAAAUCCGGGUCUAGGGCAGGGGGUAUUGUCGGGAUUCGGUAUUUGCCCAAAAUAAAAACGUUGCUGGGAUACGGGAUUUGACCAAAAAAAAGUGCGUGAUUUGAGUAAACGUUCGCGGGAUAAGUUAGUUGACUGCUACCCGGGUAGCGGGAUUCGCCAAAAUUUGGGACGGAAUGCGGCAUUGGGAAAGAAACGGAAUGCGGGAUGUCGAUGACCGAAGUUCGAGAUGCGGGAUUCUCGUGAAAAAGGAGCGGGAUUGCGGGGUGAGGAAAUCCCUUUCCCGACCCUGUACUCUGGCGUGAAAUUAUCGGUCCCACCAAGUGUUCUGUUCUGUCAUGAAAGGCAUGACGUUAUUUGGCGGUGCUUGUGGUAUAUUCAUACCAGUAACCUCCUUAAUCCACUGUAGGUGAUUCACUAUUCUUGUGUACACUCCAUACUUGUAUGGCACACCACACCCUGUUUGACCAAAAGACGCCACUCCAGUAAGAUACCAUUUUUCCCCUGUUCCUUGGCACAUCAAAGGUCCUGUGAAGAGUCAGUCAGUCGUGUGUUAUUGUAAGCCCUCUUUUUUACCAGUCACUUUCAGUCUGAAGCUACUUUACGGUUUGUUGUUCAAUCGUGUAACAGGGGAGUUGGUUGAUCUUUGAGCCGCCUCUCUCAACUUUGCAUUUUCAACAAAUAGACAGCAGUUUUCAAUUGGUUAUUUAAUAGAGAGAUUCAAUCUUACUGUGUGUUCGUUCAGUAAUAGAUCACAGAUGAGGUCACAAUUUGACAAGAACUAUGAUCCAUAAGAGUGAAGACAAAAUUUGCAGUCUAUUUUUUUGAAUAACAACAUAAACAACCACUUCAGGCUGGAAAUUAAAAUCGCUCAAGAGAGACAGAGAAAAACAAAGUGGGCAGUCGUUAGGUAAUUUCCAUGGUCUUCCAUCUCAAAAGAGACCUUUUAAGAUGAGGACCACUACGAGGACGAGAUUUGAUGACUUAAAGUUUUUUUUGAGAAUUCUUAGACACCCCAGAAAACUUGAUUUUUAACUUUUUCCGCCAAGAAAGUAACACGUUUAUUUUUAUUGAAGGUGGUUAAGCCCUCGUCUGAUCGCAGAAUCAUAAUACUUCUAACAUUUUGUAACUUGUUCCCGUCAUUACGACUUUUUCGCUAAAACUCGUAGUAGAAUGACGGCGGCUAUCACGUUUUCCCGCCAAUUUACACGUGCGCACUACUUUGUUUGAGAAAAUCUCGUUCUCGUAUGUCUUAAAAGCUCAAGAUCGACGAGAAGGAAGGAAAUCAUGUAUGUGCCUUUUUCAAUUAUUCAUAUCCCCAUGCCCGUGCUGUGCCCCUCAAUGGUGACCACACCUCUCGUUGGUAUCUGCCUCUUGUGAUCUGUACUUACCCCCACUGUCACCCUCACAAGUGUCCACACCCCCUUGUUUGUAGCCUGCACAUAUCAUGUCCUCAGGAAUGAUACCACUGUAUGACUGAGGCUCGUUGCAUUGCUGGUGUGAUACCAGUGGUAAAGCAGCUUCAUGCAGUAUUCUUGUGGGAGGUCCUUUGAUCUUCUCUGUUCCCCAACCCGCGAUGUAACACAGUUGACCUACAGGAAAACAGAACUUGUUAGCUCUUUGGAGAGCAAGGGUGGCGCAGUGGUGAGAGCCCUCGCCAACUACCAUUGUGGCCUGGGUUCAAAUCCCAGGGUCGACACCAUAUCUGGGUGGAGUUGUUGUUGGUUUUCUUGCUUGCUCCGCGAGGUUUUUCUCCGUGCACUCCGGUUUUCCCCUCUCCUCAAAAACCACCACGUCCUAUUUCAAAUUCGAUCCGGAGCGCACGGACACAUUUUGUAGGAAAACAAAUUUCAAUUUUUGUAGACUGCUACAAGUUGCAGAAUAAAUGACGCCCAAACCUCGUUGCCCCUCAAGUGAAGGAAAUCGUUCAAACAAGGAGAUUCUUCUCUCUCCUCCCACCCCCACCACCUUUUCCCCUCAUUCAUGGUUGUCACAGCAAGUUUUUAAUGUAGCUUUAUAAUGCGUGGAGCUUUAAUAACGACGGGGAGUAGCCUGUUAGCAUUUCCUUCCAAGAAAGUAGACGGGUCCUUUAACAUUGUUCAAAUGAUGUCGCUAUAAUGAAAGUCUUCAUGGUUCUGGUGAUGAUUGGUUUCGCCAACGUAGCCUUACUACCGAGUAUCACUGUAAAAGAUCUUUGCAAAAGCAAAGUACGCCUUACCAGCCUUGAAUAGUUGUCCAUUGUCCAGACACAUGCUCCGCACUUUAGAGGUGAACUGAACUGGUCUGCUAAGUUCUAUCAAGGCAAUGUCGUGUGUGGUUAGAAUCUUUUGUCCAUUUGGCGUGGUUUCAUUCCGUAUAUCCCAUUUGGGGUGUAAAAACACCUUUUUCACUGUUAUGUCCUGUUCCUCUCCUUCCUCCUGGUCCAUGUUAUGCUCGCCAACGCGUAUCUUAAAAUAAAAAGCACUGUGUACAUUUCCUUGAAUAACUGUAGGAUUCUGUUACUUUAAACAAAACGGUGUUUAAAUUCCUGCCUACCUAAUAAUCUUAGUUUUGCGACUGUUUUGAUUUUUGUUUUCAUCAUUAUAAGUGAGCCCAAAAUCAUUCAGUUUGCAGAACAUUAUUAAUGUUCAGCAAUCUGAAUAAUUUCUAGCUCAUCUUUGUACAUUACCGCGAAUAACUAGGAUUCUGUUACUUUAAACAAAACGGUGUUUAAAUUCCUGCGUACCUAAUAAUCUUAGUUUGCGACUGUUUUGGUUGUUGUUUGACGUAUUCACUAUGGAUGAGGUAACAUUCAUUCAGAUUGCAGAAAAUUAUUAAUGUUCAGCAAUCUGAAUGAUUUCUAGCUUAUCUUUAGCUUAAGUCGCCUUAUAUUUUUAAGAAUCAUUUUCAUGUUCUGAUACCGAACAUCACUCCAUUUGACCUUAAACGGUUUUACUGGAAUUACUAGUCAACAAACCCAGCAGUUGUACAAAGAAGGAUAGCAUAUUCACAAUCUAAAAGACGUAUCUAGCGCUUAUUUCAAACAAAUACACUGUUACUCAGAGAGAUCUAUUUAAGCCCUGUAAAUUGGGCUGCAUGGGUGAGUAAAAUCAAGACAGAAUCUCUUACGUGGCUCCCUUAACCAGGGCCUACGCAGUCCAAUAUACCUAGGGCUAAUUUGGACCCAAGGGCUGAAAUGAGUCUCAGUGUGAGCUGGAAUAGGCUUUUGUUGGGGUUGUUUUGGUGUAUUUUGUGAUCAAAAGGCUGAAAAGGCACUUCAGGGCUGUAACAGAAUUUUUUUUUUUACUUUCACUGCAAUAAAAAAGUAAAACCGUUGCUGAAAGUCAACCAACAGGAAAGAUCAUUGUGGACGAAAAUGGGCAGACAUUCUGUACGUGCGGGUAGCUGUACACGGGCUACACUACUUCGGCUUCUCGUUUAAGUUUCUAAGGAGCUAUGUCAGGGCUGUCUAGUCCACUGGGUUGAUAUUGCCGCGCAACUGAACGCGUCUUUAUUCGCUGAGGAACAGUGAUUUUGUUACCUCCUCGUUUUGCGUCCCUGACGCAUAAAAUCGCCAAAGAUGCACAAAAGUUCAUGGCACGCGUCCCGUAGGACGCAAACAUCGAUCGACCGAUCGAUCGAUCUGAAGAAGUUUUUGUAGAAUAUCCUGUUCGUGUGAUUUCUGUGGCUGUUCUUGUGGCUGUUGUUUAACGACGCAUAUUAAUUUCUUUUAUUCUUCGUUGUCCUUUACAAAAGAAUAUCUUUUAUCUGUCUGGUCACAAACGCCCAAGCAUUUUCAGUGUAGGACUUAUUGGUUUUUGAACUGGGACUCAAUGGGUCUGGAGUGGGACUCAUGAUUUGUUCACAAGAUGAGUCCUAGGACUCACCAUAACAAUUUGUAACAAAAUCACUGAAGAAACUUAACGUUAGCAAGGAAUUUGUAUAGGUAAUAGCAUGAUUUGUAGUGAAGUGGUAUUUAUGCCAAAUAUCACGUACAAAUCGUGGUAUUAAUUGUUUAUACUACUACCCUUAGAAGUCUUGUAAUUUUCAUAUGUAGGUAUUUCAAAUUAAGCUGAAAUACCACUGCUCUAAGCCAAUCAAAUUGCAGAAAUUUCUCCUGUAGUAGUACAAACUUGUAAAUAACAAAACGACAGCUUCGUAUAUCAAACAAAUACCUCUCCCAAAGCAUGAUAUCAAGUGUUUCAAAUGCCAAAAUUGAACUUUGAAAAACAGUAAGGCUAACAAGUCAAAAACCGCAACAGCAACUGCAAUUCGUUUUUUAAAAUCUUCAAGAUUGUCCACUAUCCGUGCCUUCUUUUAUUGUUUUGCUCACUUUGGAGAAGCGUUCACUGUUUGAGCUUUGAUAAAUAUCUUGACGCAGCUUCUUUAGAUUUAGAAUCGCCUUUACGGAAAACGGCAAACUUCGAUUUGUACCACGUGACCAAGUUUUUUUCUUUUCUUGUCGUUUACUGUUCAUUUCUUCUACACAAAUACUUGCAGUUUGGCAUGCUAGUUUUAUCCACAAGAAUUGCAUUGGACUGUUUUAAUCCGCUCAUUUUCUAUUUUGAGAAAUUUUCCACUUGAAUCUGACGUUUGCCGUUUGCCGUAAACGCGAGUCUAAAUCUCGUUAUUGUCACCUUAACCAUAGUAGCUGAACGGUCUAGGUGCUCUACUGCUUUGAUUCGAAAGUGGAGAAAAUAAGACGCUGAGAUAUUACCUUCAACAUCUCUGGGUAUUUACUAGCAGGUGCAAUCAUUGGCCCAACAUUGGCGAUGGUACAGUGGGCAGCUGUGAGAACCCAGCGGUCCGAAAUAAGAGCGGCACCACAUUUGAAAUACUCUCCAAGCCCCGUUAUAAAGAUGUUUGUCAUCCAGGGCCAGCUGCCAGGUUUAGCUUCAUGGCCUCCUGUGAUCCUCUUGUUGUUGUCUUCUUCGGCCCACUUUGGUCUCUCACCACACGUAGCUAAAUAUGGAAGAAAAUAAAACGUGAAACUAAAAAACUAAAUAAAGACUAAACCCAUCAGGAAAUUAAACAAUUUUUUAAUUUUCAGAAGACAGAAACAUUGUACAGUCGAAGCUCUCGUAAGCGACCACCUCGGAAAUUCGAGAAAAUGGUCGUAACUAGAGCUUACGAGAAUGAGCUCUCGUAAGCGACUGCAUGGUGAAACGUAGGGGGCUUAAGCAACUACUACGACGAAGAGGGCUCCCAGAAGAAAUUGUCUUUAUUGUGUUAUUACAGAAUGACAUAACUAAUCAUAUCUAAAGUUCUCAACGAAUGGAGUGUGCUCAGCAGGAACUCUACAGAUAAAGCAUUAGUUUGAAAUUGGUCAAUUAAUCUACGUUCUCCUUGAAGUGGUAUAUAUAAGACACAGGAAUUCGAUAUUUUCACGUAAAAUAAAAGAUCAGGUAUGCAUCUACGGAACAAAUGUUAUUUGCGAAAGAUGUUGAGGCACCAGUAGUUAAUUGAAUUUGUUUAAUCAUUCAUGAAAGCAGGUCGCAGGGAGAACUCGUAGUACUUCGUGAACUAUUGGAAAAUCUUUGGUUCAUUAAAAAAUGACAAAAAACGCUCCUUUUCCUAGGUUGUUCCUCUGCCUACUAAUUACAGUUCUUCAUCAGUUACCCUUUCGGUCUUAAAAGUGACCAACAUCGAAUUUCUCGUUACUAUUUCACUGGUUAAUCAAGCAAGAAAGACGUGAGAAUAAAAGAAAUGAUAGUCAAACAAAUUCUCCUUAUAGUGUCUAAAGAAAUAUAUGAAGAACUGUGAAGAGAAUAUGCAUGUUAAUAUAACUAAAGGACUUAACUAAGUUUAUUCUUACAUCGCCAACCAAGAGCAACUUCAUCCAUCUAAUCAUAUUUUUCUUCGUUUUACGAGCGCUUAAAAAAACCUAAACAGGACCAAUCUGUAUUUCGCAUGUAAGAGUUUUCCCUGAAAGUGCGAUCAAACCGACAUCUAUAACGGACCAAACCAGUUUAUAAAAUAUUGUCUCUCACCUGUCGUUCUCAGACACACACAAAAGCUCGCUAAAUGACAUGUGCACAAAGUAACCACAAGAAGUUGAUGUAUGUCCAUUUUCGUAAGAGUUUUGAUGAAUCUCUUCCUUGUAAUUUUCCAGCUUAAACUCUGACUGUCCUUUGGCGAGCUGUUUCUGUCAUAUUGCUGGUGUUUGUAUACGAAUCAUGAAGCAGUUAUUUUUACUCGUUACUCAUAUGUCGAGAGUUUGACCUUUUUAUUUGUUCCAUUUGUUUACUUGAAGUCCGGAUGUUGUUUACAGUUUUUCAUUGUGACAACUACUGGUAAAAUUUUAGCCGGGCUCGGUAUAUUGUGCCGUUUUAUUCGUUUACACACUGAUAGCAAUUCAAACUCCCACAACAGCAGAAGACGUGGUUGCGAGUUCAAAAUGAACAUGUUUGGAGCACAGCAAGACGUAAUGCGCUAACUUGAAACAAGGGAAAGGCGUCUAAAAAUUAUUAUAUCACUAUGGUGAUAAAGGGCAAUUAAAAUGAGUCUCACAUACCAUAUUUCUUUCGUUAAAUCCUGAGAGCCCAGCGCGAAAGAUUUAACGUCAUAUUUCUCGGACAAAAACUUCAUUACCUCAAGUAUGAUGGCUUUACACCACAAAUUAAUUCAUCUUAAAAAUUCUAGCAAUCACAGGAUACACCGAACUGAAGAUCUUUGGUCUCUAAACCGCUACAGAAACAAGCGCUUCAGUUUUAAAAUCAGGGCGAAAUAAGUUUCCCACAUCGUUUUCCAGCUGACUGGCUUCUUUUGUUUGCUUUGUGACGUCAACAAAAGGCGCGUAUGCGUGCGCUCUGUUGAUUCGUCGCGUUGUACUCAGGUUAGGUAGAUUUAUAAAAGGCAAUGUGGCAACAGUCACGACGGCGCGCGCAAACAAAUCGACGUGACCAAGGGCAAAGUGGCAAAUUGAGCACCUGGCCCCGGUUGUUCAAACGUUGGAUAGCGCUAUCCAACGUUUGAACAACCGGGGCCAGAAGUUGCGUUCAGUCCUUUGCGAGCGCUUUCGCGUUCUUGUUCGAAGUUGCGUUGUUUUUUUGUAAAUCUACCUAUUGUUGGACGAACUUUCGUCUGUUUUCGUCGCCGGUUUUGCUGCCCCGCGCAAUUUUUUUUAGGGGCUUUCACUCAGUCGGGAACAUGUAUGUCUUUUGUGCCUCUAUUUAAAGUUUUAGUCUCGUGUACUCAAAAACCACGCGAAUGAUCAUACAGUGAAAUCGCUACCUGUCAGACUCAUUUAUCUGAUUUUUCGUUGUUAGUAGUAUUGUAUUAUAAGCCCCUUUAGUUAUCCCUCCGCUAAUUUAAGUAGCCAAAACGUCUAUAAGGAGCGCAUCCAUAAAAAAUAAACCAUCCAUCAUCACGAAUUUUUUGGCAGUCCACCAAUAUCGUGAUUUCCCUCUAAUUAUAUACCCACGAGAUCCUGUUAAACUUCAAAACUUCCCUGUUAUAAUCUGCCCCUUGCGAAACUAAUCACCUUAAAUGGGGUCUCCAGAAAUUUUACAAUUUUUUGUUUGUUUAUUGACAUCGCUGAUUUUCUUUUUCUUCUUAUUUUAUUCCUUUGACCAGGCUGUGGCCUUUGGUGCGCGUUUCAUAAGACUAGGCGGUCCGGUCCGUGCGGAGCACGUCAGUAAAUACCGAAGAUUGCAACAGAUCGAGGAGGAGCUGGAACAGAGGGGCAUCCUAGCUUCACGCGAGCAGCACGUGUUUCCCGUCAUAAAUGUCGUCCAGGGAGAAGAUGGGGGAGAUGAAGAAAAAUAG